AUGCUGAGUCACGACGAAAGCGCCAACCUACGCAAGUUCAAGUGCAAUGACUGUGACAAGGCCUUUAAGUUCAAGCAUCAUCUCAAAGAACACUUGAGGAUACAUAGCGGAGAGAAACCUUUCGAAUGUGCCAAUUGUGGAAAAAAGUUUUCUCAUUCCGGCUCUUACUCUUCACACAUGACAUCUAAGAAAUGUCUAGUCAUGAAUUUGAAAAUGGGAAGAAUUAAACCGAAUAACCCCGCACUGAAUCCUGACCGAAGCCCGUCGAGAAAACGUGCAAAUGCAUUGGUCGCGUCUCAAUUAAAACAUAACAUGGCGCCAAACGGAUUCUUACCAAUAUUGCCAAAGUACAACGAAGCAUUUUUUGCAUCGAUGUCUUCACAGGAUCCAAACUAUCACAGACCGCCUCUAGCUCAACCAGGAUUAAAUCCCUUCUACAUGCCACCCGGAAUACCAAUGAGCCCCGAGUCAGGAAUGACUCCCUACAGUUUUCCUGCGUCAUUAAGCCAAUUGUUCCAACAACUAGCUACACAGCAGUAUCAACAACGGAAAAUAGAGAGUCCUGAUCCAAAACAGAUGAGUCACUCUUCACAUAACGUAGAAGAUCUCAUUGAAGAAAUUCCCGAAGAAGACGAUAAACAUUCAGAAGGCAGCGCAGAACUUGUUAUGGAUAUUGAAGAAGAUGAAGCUGUUGCGGUAAAAAAGGAACACGAAAACGAAGAUCAUGAUCUAAGAAUACCAUUUCGCAAUUAUGACUCCGUCCCUUCAAAUAACAACGGCCCUUCAAUUGACAAUAAUAAUGGAUAUAAUUUAAUAUUAGAUUCGGUUAAUAAAAAUUAUUUUAGAGCUAAUUUGGAAACAUUAUCACCUAUUUCUGGCAAUGUUUGUCCGAGCAUAGACAAACCGCUGACACGAAACAUUGUCGUCAAAGAUGAACCUAACGACAGUCAGAAUUGUAGUAAAUGUAACUUGACAUUUGAAAACAAGAAUGAUUUAAUAGAGCAUGAGAAGUUACUGUGUGGAAACGUUUUUCGAAAACAUGAGGGGUUGGCUGCGCAAGUUGCCGAAACCGUAGCAUUAAAUAGGUUAGAAGCAGAAAUUAGAACAUCGAUGCAGAGUGGUAUUAGUGCUAGCGAAGACGAAGAGUUUGGAAAGGACGACCGCGAUGAUAAGUCUGUUCAUGACAAUGACAGAAAAAUAAGAGUAAGGACGGCAUUAAAUGAGGAACAACAGAUAAUUCUAAGAGCACACUAUGCCUUUAAUAAGCGACCAAACAGAGAUCAGUGUAAGAAAAUUGCUAACAAAAUAGGUCUGGACAAUAGAGUUGUGCAAGUAUGGUUUCAAAAUUUUCGAGCGAGAGAAAGGCGAAUGAGUUUAACAGCAACUCCUUCAGAUCAACCCCUUGAUUUGUCAACCAGGAAAUCAAAUAUUUCCGUCACUUCUAGUCCGUCACCGUCCCCUCCAUGUAGUAUUUCGGUAACACAUUCGGACUCCGAAGAAGCGGUUAAUUUGAGCCAAAAAUCUUCCAGGAGUACAACACCAUACCGCACCGCUUACGUUAACCCUUACCCACAUUCCAAUUGCUCAUCCUCCUCUCACACCGACUUCAGAUUGUCACCGUCUCCGGGAGAAACUAUUACUGCCCAAAAACGACCUUUGCAUAAAGUGGCAGUAAAUCCUUUAAUACCAAUGGAUAAACUUCUCCAGUACAAUGAUAUUGCUAAUGGCCGGCCGUCCAUGUUGAACAUGCAUAUAAUGACAGACCAUCGACAGAGUGCAAGCCCCUCGUACGAACGUUCCACUUGGACUGAAGAGGUCCAAGCCCAUCAUGACUUUGAUGAUGAAUCCAAUUUACUCAAGAAAAGCAAGUUAAAGGGAAAUGAUAUUAAAGAAGGAGAAGGACAGUUUGUCUGUGAUCAGUGUGACAAGACCUUCGUCAAGCAAAGUUCAUUAGCUCGACACAAAUAUGAACACUCAGGUCAGCGGCCAUAUAAAUGUGCCGAGUGCCCGAAAGCAUUUAAGCACAAGCACCAUCUGACGGAGCACAAGAGGCUGCACACCGGGGAGAAGCCGUUUCAGUGCUGCAAGUGCCUCAAGAAGUUCUCCCACUCCGGCUCCUACAGUCAGCACAUGAACCAUCGAUUCGCCAUUUGCAAACCUUAUCGAGACUAA
Pieris macdunnoughi is the source of this 2172-nucleotide messenger RNA. NCBI's taxonomy places the organism in Eukaryota, Metazoa, Arthropoda, Insecta, Lepidoptera, Pieridae. The record is from the annotation of a GenBank genome assembly.